GAAAUACAGGACAAAUCAACCUUUUUUUUCUAAAUGAGUGGUGUUUGAAUUUGUUUAUAAAAUGGGGGACAUGAUGGUUUGGUUGCAGGACGUGGGACAAAAUGCGUAACUGUCCCACACAAUCUGGGACAUGUGGUCACCCUAGGUCUGGCAGUUCACCAGAUUAUUACAAUCACUGUGUCUCUCAUUAUGGUCAUCGCAGCCUUGAUAACUACACUUGUCCUUAAAAACUGCUGUGCACAGUCGGGGAAUGGCCGUCACAGUAGCCAUCAGCGGAAGAUCCACCAGCAGGAGGAGAGCUGUCAGAACCUGACCGACUUCACCCCUGCCCGCGUGCCCAGCAAGGUGGACAUCUUCACCGCCUACAACGACAGCCUGCAGUGCUCGCACGAGUGUGUGCGCACCGCCGUGCCCGUCUACACGGACGAGAUGAUCCAGCAGACCCCUAUAUACAAGACCACCUACAAUGGAAAUAGACCUUCUCCCACUGAAAGGCAGCUGAUUCCUGUGGCCUUUGUGUCAGAGAAGUGGUUUGAGAUCUCCUGCUGACCAGUUGAAGUCUUUUUUACGUCACGUGGGUGGAAUAGACUUCCUGUAUUUAUGCUCUGGACACUUUGGUAAACUUUUCCAACCAUGAGAAAGAAGUGACUCAAACAAUGGCCAAUUUUGUAAGAUAGUGGGAACUCUCUCUCUCUGGACACUGAUGAAGAUAUUUAUUUUUCUAAAAAAUUAUGACAAACCGAGCAGCCAUACCGCUGCCACUUCAUAUUAUUAUCCAGAGACCUGUGGUAGUUUAGAUAUGUAGUUAGAGUUAAUGUGUAGCUAUAUUACUGGAUGUGCAGGAGAAGACCAUUGCCGUCAGCGACACCUUGAAGAAAACUAGCUGCCUUGGAGAGCUAGGAGACUCUGAGACGCUGCUCACAGUGGAAGAAACUGAGCUGUAUUACUGAACAAUGUGCCAAUAAUGCCACUAUGUGCCACAAUCUGUACAGAAGGAACUUUCGACAACAAUUUAUGGACAACUAAAAUAUUGCUAUAUUAACUCUGUAUCAAACCAACUCCAUCUUUUUUUUAAAGAAAAGUGAAGAAAAAAAAAUGUUAUAAGUAUUUGAAUAUCUUUUCUGAUGUAGUUUUAAGAAUUGUGUUGCAAUGUCCCAAAAAUGUUUAUUAUAUGAAGCAUUAUUCAUUGAGGCCAAGAAGAAAAAAAAGAAUAAUGGUAAAUGCUUUAUCCAACACUUACAUUUAAGGCAUUGUUUAAGGUCCCAUUUUAAAACCAGAAUAGUCUGUCUAUUUUUAUACAUAAAAAGAGGUCAGUCACAACCCAAGCAGUGCAGUUCCCAUGCCACACAAUGUUUGGACUGUUAAUGACGUGCCGCUGUCCAAUCAGAUAUUAAAGCAAAGGGGACGAUUUCAAAACACGUAUCGAAUCCAAGCCCACAUUAAUUCCCCAUUCGGUAUGACCUAUUUCUCAGUGGUUUUUGAUUGUGCUUACUACAUUUCUUCAAAACUUCUGUCUCGAUGGCUGUUCGAACAGUGCAUACCCUAUAUCCUGUUGUGGUCAGUUCAAUCUGAAUGGUUAUCCAGAUAGCUAAGGCAAAUAGAGAGGAUUAGCAGUAUGUUUACAUAUACACUGCCUCAGGUCAUGUCUAAUAUAUAAGUCUUCAUUUCCUCUUCCAUCCCAAGCAUUAUUCACAAGUGAUAAGACAUGAUAAGUUACUAUGAGUGGUGGUAGGAUAUGAGCAGUACUGCACAAGGGUGUCAAUUUAGAAUGAAUUUGUAAGAAUAUAAUUAUUCUAACUCUACAAUUACGGUUAGUAAGAAAUAUUGAAUAUCUCCUCUCAACUACAGUGCAUUCGGAAAGUAUUCAGACCCCUUAACUUUUUCCACAUUUUGUUACGUUACAGCCUUAUUCUAAAAUGGAUUUUUAUCCGCCCUCCUCAAUCUACACACGACCCCAUUAUGACAAAGCAAAAACAGGUUUUUGGACAUUUUCGCAAAUGUGUUAAAAUAAACAACUGAAAUAUGACAUUUCCAUAAGUAUUCAGACCCUUUACUCAGUACUUUGUUGAAGCACCUUUGGCAGCGAUUACAGUCUCAAGUCUUCUUGGGUAUGACGCUACAAGCUUGGCACACCUGUAUUGGGGAGUUUCUCAGAUUCUUCUCUGCAGAUCCUCUCAAGCUCUGUCAAGUUGGAUGUGGAGUGUUGCUGCACACCUAUAUUCAGGUCUCUCCAGAGAUGUUUGAUCGGGUUCAAGUCCGGGCUCUGGCUAGGCCACUCAAGGACAUUCAGAGACUUGUCCCAAAGCCACUCCAGUGCUGUCUUGGCUGUGUGCUUAGGGUUGUUGUCCUGUUGGAAGGUGAACAUUCACCCAAGUCUGAGGUUCUGAGCGCUCUGGAGCAGGUUUUCAACAUUGAUCUCUCUGUACUUUGCUCCAUUCAUCUUUCCCUCGAUCCUGGCUAGUCUCCCAGUCCCUGUCUCUGAAAAACAUCCCCACAGUAUGAUGCUGCCACCACCAUGCUUCACCGUAGGAAUUGUGCCAGAUCUCCUCCAGAAGUGAUGCUUGGGAUUCAGGCCAAAGAGUUCAGUCUUGGUUUCAUCAGACCAGAGAAUCUUGUUUCUCAUGGUCUGAGAGUCCUUUAGGUGCCUUUUGGCAAACUCUAAGCUGGCUGUCAUGUGCCUUUUACUGAGGAGUGGCAUCCGUCUGGCCACUCUACCAUAAAGGCCUGACUGUGGAGUGCUGCAGAGAUGGUUGUCCUUCUAUAAGGUUCUCCCAUCUCCACAGAGGAACUCUGGUGCUCAAGUUGUAGAAACAUCUCAAGGAUGAUCAAUGUUAACAGGAUGUACCUGAGCUCAAUUUUGAGUAUUUUAGCAAAGGGUCUGAAUACUUAAUACAUUUGCAAAAAUGUAUUUAAAAAACUCGUCAUUAUAGGGUAUUGUGUUUAGAUUUGAGAUUUUUUAAAAUUAAUUUUAGAAUAAGGCUGUAAAGUAACAAAAUGUAGAAAAAGUGAAUGUGCUGUACCUAAUUAUUCAGGGAUUAUAUAUUAAAAUAACUAAGGUUCAGAUAUGUAUUUUGGGGGAAUUGUAAUACUUUUUUUGUGUUGUAUUUAUCAAGCACAUGCUAAUUGAAAUUAUAAUUGGAAUGAUCAUAUUAACAUCUCCUCACACAGGAGAUUUAUAAAGGUGUGUGACGUAUUUACAAUUGGAAGUAGUCUUUUCUAUACCAUAAUGUCAGAAAUGCAUGCAAUCAAGAAAUUGAUAUCUGCACAUCCCCCUCCAGCAAUUAAAAAAAAAAGGUAUCCCUUCAAAUUAGGUCCAAGUUAGCUGUAUAUCUUGCACUGUGAAUGCAGUCACAACCAUGUAUAAUAAUGUUCCUCCAUAAACCUCACCUCUACUGUAUGAAGGAAUACAAUCUCAGCUCUUUCAUGCCAAGUGCUGUACAGGAAUGUACUUUCCUGGUGUGUGGGGGUUGCUCAUGGAUGUGUGCUUGUGGAAUAUCAGUGUGUUUGCCUUGUCAAAACCUCCAGCAUCAUCAAUGAGAUGCAGAACCAGGGGGAUUGGGAGCAGCCAAUCAAAAACAAUAAGUCUGGGCCACAUGUAAUACAUUAAUUAAUUGAUAAGUUAAUUCAAUUCCAUAUUUGGUAAGUCAGGACACUUGGACGAUGCAAAAAAUCUUUCAUUACACUAGUGGGUUGGUAGAAAGCACAAAAAACAACAACACUCGAUUGCAAUUAUUUUGUGUGGAACGCAAUAUGUACAGAUGUAAAGAUGGACUGGAUUCUGUCCUGGGUUGAGAUCUGCACUUACUCAAGGAGACAAACAAGAUUCAGGCCUCUGCUAUUCUGUGCCCUGAGCUCAAGGCAGAAGUAGACCUUUAGUAUAGGUCUGAGAUGAGUUAGCCUAAAUCACUAAAUCAUAUGUUUAUGCACCUGGAGGGGUAAAGAACUGACCUUGGAUCAGAGGCUGUGGUGCAAUAUUGACUCCAAGUACACUAUUCUCUCCCCUCACACACCAAAACACCAUGAAUGACAAUGCCAAUUUGGCCCAACAUGUACGUUGAGGUUGAGUUACGUCAACAUAACAUAUAUUUUUGGAAUGAAGAGUGUUAUCCUGAUAGUCAGAGGGUUACUAAAUUACUGUAUAUUAUACAUGUGUAAAUGUAUUUUAUAUAUAUUUGCUUCUAUUUGUGUACAGGUGUGUUCUAUUUUUAAAGACCUGUCCCUUUUUGGGAAAGGUUCAGCUAGGUCGGGGAUAGUGUCUUUGUUUACAUGUGUAACUACAGUAUUUCUUUCACAACACAAACUAACAUUGUGCCAAGCUUCCUACCUGCACUUUCAAGCAGUACUUGUAUUAUAUAUUUAGCUAACUAAUACAAUACUUAAAUAGAAGCUGCAAUAUUUUAAAUACUGAUAAAGGAUUUGGGUUGUGAAAGGUUACAGAGCUACCGUCCAUGAGAAUCUACACAGACGUGAGAAGUUAUUUUGAUUGUAUACUAGGCUGAGAUCAGAAUGCUGCUGCCUUGGGUUUGGUUGGUUAACAAUGUGCAAUUAUCAAAUGCUGACACACCAUUUUCAUAGGAAUUCUAUUUGCUUCUGGAAAUAUGAUUAGUCAUGGUGAAAAGGGAAGUAAUGUUAACCCAAUAAUAAUGGAAUGAGAGAAAGUCAGACACUGAAACUGAGUUUCUUUUUAAAGAAUUUGUGUUGUAAUAUUUACUACAUGUAACUACUCUAGAGAUCUAGACGUGUUAUUUUUCUCUUUAAAGGCAGGGGAAACUAUUAGACCUAUGACCCCAAUAUUAGCUGAAGUUAUAGAUACAUUAUCAGAAAGAAAACAAAGAUUAAGGGUUCAAUGGGUUUUUAGUGUAAAUAUUUCACUCCCCUUUCAUGGUAAACCGCUCAUUGAUGCAAUGGUAACACUGGCAAGAUUGGAAAAAAGGACACCUGCUGAUGCAUAAGCAGAGAACAAGUACAUUGUUUUAUGCUUGUACUGAAAUGUACCGGGUAUGUAAUUAUGUCUAUCUUUCAUAUGAUGAUGACUGAAAUACCGCUAAUUGUUUUCCACAAAAUUCUCCCCUCUCAUGAACAUCUUUGGAUAUUUUUGCCUCAAUAUUCUGAAGGAAGUUUGAGACGUCAUAGGAAUAUCAGUGGCACAAUUCCUUUCAUGUGAAAGGUUCCUCGAGUGCUGUCUACAAGCCUCAGAUGUUCGUAUAUGCUCUCAAUCAAUUAUCAAAACGUCAUAUUACAUUGUCCUGAAUGCACAUUUCUUAAAUUCCUGAUAUACUGUGAAAUUGUUACAUGUGAAAGCCUUGCACCUUGCAACAUUAAUAUCAUAACUCUCUCAAGUGUCUUGAAAUAUGAAUGGUAAUACGCCCAUAGGACUUCAGGUUAGUGUGUACUAACCUUUCUUUAGGGUCGUCACUUGAGUACCUAAACUAGCACUGGAAUGGCAAAGAAAAUGUAACUUGACAUAAGCCACUCACAGGAUUUCAGUUCUUCCCUCAGUGUGAAAUAUCAUUGCCAACUACAAUAACCAUGAUUCUCUGCUCAAUCUGUUAUGAAGAAUAUGAUGCACUGAACCAGACCUCUGCUGUAGUUCACUAACGUGUUCACAGUACACUCAUCCUUCCUCCACAUUUGACCUGAUACCUUGUAUCGGUGUUUCAAGAAAGUUGUUUGAGGUUAUCAAUUCUUGUGGCAGGUGAAAAUCAGGAAACACGAAAGAACAUACCUAGCUCAUGCAAAACCUAUUUAUUUUUCACAAUGUGUAACACUAAGUUAUCAUUUUAGGCAACUUGGACAUACAUUAACAUGACUAUUUUAUGUCAUUGUUGAUUUCACAGUUAGCCCACUUGACUGUGAAGAUGACUUGUGUAUACUCUGAAUGGGAGGGGGAGUAAGAUCAGAGAAAUAUGAAGUUGACACCAAAGACUGAACACCUUUUGUGAACAAACAAAUGUCUACAUAAGAGACAUAUCUGCUCUAGCUGUCUCUUCAGUGAUCCCUGACACUAACGGUACAGAAUGUCCCCAAUGUGUCACCUAUGACAAACAAACUGUCAAUUAACAAAAGGAUGCAGUCAGUCAGUGCCAUCAGCAAGAGGAAAGCAGAUGUCACACACAUAUUGGGCAGUAUUUCGCUUCAUGUCAAUAUCGUAUUGAAUAUUAGUUGUAUGCCUGACGUCUCAAUGGCCCAAGAGGCCUUUUCUAUCUAUGAGAUAUGAUGAACACCCCAGAACUAAAGUAAUCAAUCUGUCUUGUUUCUCAGUCUAAUCACAGGCCAGGGGGUUCAGACUUAAAGUAUUUCAAUAUGGCACUAUACUGAUGGGGGAAGACAUGUUAUCAUAAUGAACAUUGUGACUGAUUGAUAUCAUUAAAAUUCUUCUGGCCACAGGCUAGUUUCGGCACAGGGGUGUUACGGAUACUCCUAGUUGUUCUGAAAUACUUAGAGAAAGGGAAUAAAUACGGUGUCUGGGUUGUUUUGGGGUGCAUAUUUUUGCAUUACAUAGGGUCAUUCAUUCACACACUGCUUCCCUCAUCAUGUUAUUAUGACUUCACGUAUUGUGCGCUUAAACUGUAUCUAAAGCGGAGGGCUCCGAUUCUCCUCCCAGAUCAUGUUUUUAUUUUUCUAUUCAUAAGAGCUAUUGUACUGACCAGUGCUUAUCAAUAGUGUCAAUGACUUGAACUAUCAUUUAAUGACGUCACCGUUUCCUGUACGGCCAUUUUGGGUCAAGCGGUGUCUGGUUACAUGAAACGCAUCUGCCUAUGAGCAUAGCUAUAUGCCACUGCACAAAAAAGGGCCUCGGACUGACAUUCAGUAUGACGCCUUGAAAAUGGAGUGUAUAUUGAUCUGGACUGGUUUAACGUUGAUAUUUGAGAUAGCACGACUCAAUCGAUACACGGUUAUCACUGGACAGGUCAUCAGAAUGGAACAGAGUCAGUCCUGACAGUGAGGCAUUGCCUCAGCAUUGCCUUGUCACUCUCUCAGAGAAGACGAAGCCAAGCCGAUAUAUGUCUGGGAGAUAUUGGGAAGAGGUUUCUUCAGGUAUUGAAAUCAUUCACAAAGCUAAACGAUAGACACACACAUACACCUGACCGAGACGACAUGUUUUUCUUUCUGGUGGUUUUUUUCACACGGCGCCACACAACAACAAUUUGUUCAGAGAAACAAUCACAAGAAUCCAUACUACUACUACUACACAGAACUGACUGAAGUCUUCUUGCCAUAACAACUGAAAAUUUGUACUUUGUGACUCCUAAACUUUUAUAUUUGUGUUUAAUAUAUCAAUGAGUACCUAUGUUAAUUUUGUAUAAGAUCUAUGAAUAUAGUACACACAUACAAACAUACGCACACAGAAGGACUGUACUAUAAACAGUAAGUUUCUGUGUCAGCUAAAUGUUGUAUACUUUUAUUUUGUGUCUUAUGGAUCACAUCUCUCUUCUUUUUGUAGGUAUUGGUAACGUUUGAAUUUCCAGGUGAUUUUGAUUUGGUUACUCUUGUACUUCUAUGCUCUGUAUUUGCAAGCACUGUAAAUGCGAUUCUCAUUGGAUUCGUCCUCUGUACAUUUAGUACUCUGAUGUUGCUAUUAAUAAAAUGUCAAACACAA
Molecule: messenger RNA, 7600 nt
Organism: Oncorhynchus nerka (sockeye salmon)
Lineage: Eukaryota; Metazoa; Chordata; Actinopteri; Salmoniformes; Salmonidae
Product: adherens junction-associated protein 1-like
Exons: 5
Coding region: 190-549 (119 amino acids)
Cellular component (GO): cell-cell contact zone; plasma membrane; adherens junction
Molecular function (GO): beta-catenin binding
Source: RefSeq, a predicted model, not a curated record